AUGGAUUUGCUAAACUCAUUUCUGAAUCUGGUGGUGCUUCCUGCAAGCAUGAUGAUGCUGGCCUUUGCAUGGCCAGUCUUGUGCUUUAUCCAUACAUGUGAAUGGCUUUACAAUGCAUUGUACACUACUGAGACUAUGGAUGACAAAGUGGUUAUAACAGUUAGUAUUGUACAGUAACAGUGAUUCGGCUUUCAAAUUGCAUAUGAAUAUGCAAGGAGGAGGGCUAACCUUGUGUUGGUUGCAAGGAGAGAACAUCGACUUCUAGCAAUUAGUGAGAAAGCAAGACAACUUGGUACAAAGAAUGUCACCGUAAUUGCUGCAGAUGUUGUUAAGGAAGAUGAUUGUAGGAGAUUUGUUAAUGAAAUAAACCUCUAUGGGGGUGUGGAUCGUCUGGUGAACGCAGCGAGUUUGGGACGUACAUUCUACUUUGAGGAACUUACAGACACCUCAGUGUUUCCCCUUUUGUUGGACAUAAACUUUUGGGGAAAUGUUUAUCCAACAUUUGUUGCUCUUCGGCACCUAAAUCAAAGUAACGGUUGAGUUAUCGUGAAUGCAUCAGUGGAGAAUUGGCUACCAUUGCCAAGAAUGAGUUUGUAUGCGGCUGCAAAAGCUGCUCUUGUAAAUUUCUAUGAGACUCUAAGAUUUGAAGUAAAUGAUGAGGUUGGAAUAACAAUCGCAACACAUGGUUGGAUUGGCAGUGAAAUGACGAGAGGAAAGUUUAUGCUCGACGAGGGAGUAGAGAUGCAAUGGAAGGAAGAACGAGAGGUACGAGUGAGCGGUGGGCCUCUGGAAGAGUUUGCGAGGCUGAUUGUUUCAGGGGCUUGCCGGGGGCAUGCAUAUGUGAAGUACCCGAGUUGGCACGACACAUUCCUCCCCUAUAGAGUUUUUGCACCCAAUAUACUUAACUGGAAUUUCCGACUUCUCCUUUCAGCUCAUGGUACCAGAAGAAUUUCCAAGGUGGGUGUUGGGAAACCGCUAUCUCUUCAAGGCACUGCCGCCAGAUAUCAUGUAUCGGAUUCGGAGGGCACCUCUUCUUGGCUGCUUCCUACUGGUCCCAUUACCUUCUCCCAGUUGCAGCAGCAGAAGAUGGAGUAG
Molecule: messenger RNA, 1095 nt
Organism: Durio zibethinus
Lineage: Eukaryota; Viridiplantae; Streptophyta; Magnoliopsida; Malvales; Malvaceae
Source: RefSeq, a predicted model, not a curated record